Drosophila obscura is the source of this 922-nucleotide messenger RNA. RefSeq lists its product as uncharacterized. Bases 187 to 756 code for a protein of 189 amino acids. The transcript has 3 exons. NCBI's taxonomy places the organism in Eukaryota, Metazoa, Arthropoda, Insecta, Diptera, Drosophilidae. The record is from RefSeq and is a predicted model, not a curated record.
ACUUCAGAGUCUGACCAAUAAACAGCUCGUUCGAUAAUAGGGGCUUAAUUCUCUGACAGUGAUCCGCGAGAAGUAAAGCUCUCAUGGAGGCGUCAGGCAUGUAUCUGGCAUGUAUCUGGACCGGUGACAUCGGAUCGGAAUACACAAUCUCUUCCAAUUGAGACAGUGUAUUUUUCAACAUAUUCCAUGCUGUAUCCAAACGCCUUAGUCGAUUCUGAAUGCGGGAUCGCUAUGGGCUUUGCUGUGCUCUCAGAUGCGGUGAUCUCAGAAAACCCUGAAGAUCUUGGCGUCCUUACACCAGGACAUUUUCUAAUUGGUCGUCCGCUAAUGGAGUUUCCCGAGCCAGACGUUACGAAUCUAAACUUUAACAGACUAGAUUGCUGGCAAAGAGUCGUCUGUGCUCAGCAGAUCUUUUGGAAGCGUUGGAGUGAGGAGUAUUUGACACUGCUCCAACAACGUGCCAAAUGGCGCACCCCGCAGCCAUCGAUCCAAGUCAACGACAUCGUCUGUAUCAAGGACGAAAACUUGCCGCCGUUGAAGUGGCCAUUAGAACGGGUGAUCGACAUCAUUGCUGGAGCUGAUGGCACUGUGCGAGUUGCCAUCCUGAGAACACCAUCUGUAACCACUCGUCGAGCUGUCAACAAGCUGUGCGUCCUACCCGUUGAGGAUCCUGUUAAAAACCCUGGUCUUUCAACGGGGGGUAGUAUGUUCGGAGCAGCAGCUGUUCAUAGAUCUCAACAAAUUAAUAUCAUAUAGUCAUAUAUCAUCUCUUAUACUAAAAAUCGCUCUCUCAGUACGCUCCCGUACACACGCACAUAUGUCAGUACUGCUUAUAGUGCAUUGCUUCGCCCUGUUCUCGUAGCAGUCCAAAUAUUUGUCGAACGCAUCGAGUCGUAGUUCACGGCCACGGCCUCAAAACCUU